This is a messenger RNA of Fulmarus glacialis (Northern fulmar), 2802 nucleotides long. Its product is annotated as plexin-D1-like. The transcript is spliced from 20 exons. The record is from RefSeq and is a predicted model, not a curated record. Gene Ontology annotation, cellular component: semaphorin receptor complex. The annotation marks the transcript as partial. NCBI's taxonomy places the organism in Eukaryota, Metazoa, Chordata, Aves, Procellariiformes, Procellariidae. Gene Ontology annotation, biological process: endothelial cell migration; regulation of cell shape; semaphorin-plexin signaling pathway involved in axon guidance. Gene Ontology annotation, molecular function: semaphorin receptor activity.
CCUGUCCACAGGAUUGUGUGCCAGACCGGAGAGGCUCAGGAGGCGUUUUCUGAUGUGGUGACGGUUAACGUGAGCCGGGAAGGGAAGUCCAGGGAUCGAUACUCCUACGUGCUUCCUGUGGUGCAGUCCAUAGCUCCCCUGAAUGGGCCGAAGGCUGGAGGAACCAGAGUGACCAUUAGAGGCAGCAGGCUGGACGUCGGCUCUGAGCUCCGUGUCCUUGUCAAUACCUCCAAGCAGUGCACUGACCUCAGCCGCAACGACAGCACCAUCACCUGCACCAUGCCAUCCGCGGAGCUCACCACGGCCGUGCGAGUCUGUGUCCAGUUCGAAAACAAGUCUUGUGCCAGCUACAACAUCACGUUCAAGUAUGAGAAGAACCCGAUUAUAUCAGACAUCAACCCCAAAAAGAGCCAGAUCAGUGGGGGCAGGAUCAUCACCCUGGAAGGAAGAGGCUUUGAGCUGGUCCAGAAUGUGUCCAUGGUGGUCCGUGGCAUCGGCAGAGAGCAAACGAGCUGUAAGGUUCACACCGACACUGUGAUCACCUGCCCCUCUCCAGCUGCCUCCAACAUCACCGUGGGGAGCAAGCCCGCGCCCGUUGAUUUCUAUCUCAAUGGUCGCCUCUAUGCAGACGACCGUCUGGCUCUGGAUGAGGAGAUGUACCCCGAGGAGGCCUUGCACAUCAGCAAGUUCAGCCUGGAGUACUAUACCGACCCCCAGUUCUUCACAGCCAAGAAGGAGAAGUGGAUCAAGCACCAUCCUGGCGAACCCUUAACUCUGGUUAUACAUAAAGAGCCUGACAGCCUGGGCCUGGAAAGCAAUGAGUACCAAGUGAAAAUUGGCCUUAUCUCAUGUGAGAUCCAGAUUGUUUCGGACAAAGUCAUCCACUGCUCUGUCAACGAGUCGCUGAGCACCUCAGAAAGACAGUUACCCGUGACGAUCCAAGUUGGAAAGUUCAACUAUACAAUUGCGAUGCUGCACCUUGGGGGAGGAGAGACCGCAAUCAUCGUCUCCAUUGUCAUCUGCAGCAUCUUGCUGGUCCUCUCUGUUGUAGCUCUCUUUGUGUUUUGCACAAAGAGCCGCAGAGCGGAGCGCUACUGGCAGAAAACCUUGCUCCAGAUGGAGGAGAUGGAGUCGCAGAUCCGGGAGGAGAUCCGCAAAGGUUUUGCGGAGCUGCAGACAGACAUGACAGACCUGACCAAGGAGUUAAACCGCAGCCAGGGAAUCCCGUUCCUGGAGUACAAGCACUUUGUCACUCGGACGUUCUUCCCCAAAUGUUCCUCGCUCUACGAGGAGUGCUACAUCCUGCCGUCCCAGCAGCUCAGCUCCCAGGUGGGCUCCCAGGUCCAGGAAACUCAUCCGCUCCUGGUGGGGGAAUGGAAAAUCCCUGAAAACUGCAGACCCAAUAUGGAAGAAGGAAUCUCGCUGUUCUCCACCUUACUCAACAACAAGCACUUUCUCAUCGUGUUUGUCCAUGCUCUCGAGCAACAGAAGGACUUUGCUGUUAGAGACAGAUGUAACCUGGCCUCCCUGCUUACUAUUGCGUUGCAUGGGAAACUGGAGUAUUACACCAGCAUCAUGAAGGACCUCUUGGUGGAUCUAAUAGAUGCUUCAGCUUCCAAAAACCCCAAGCUGAUGCUGAGGAGAACGGAAUCUGUGGUGGAGAAGAUGCUCACCAACUGGAUGUCAAUCUGCAUGUACAGCUAUCUCAGAGAGACGGUCGGAGAGCCCUUCUUCCUGUUGAUCUGUGCGAUCAAACAGCAGAUUAACAAAGGGUCCAUCGAUGCCAUCACGGGGAAAGCCAGGUACACCCUCAACGAGGAGUGGCUCCUGAGGGAGAACAUCGAGGCAAAGCCGAGGAACCUCAACGUCUCCUUCCAAGGCUGUGGGAUGGACUCCCUGAGCGUCAGGGCCAUGGACACGGACACACUCAGCCAAGUGAAGGAGAAGAUUCUGGAGGCCUUCUGCAAGAACGUCCCCUACUCCCAGUGGCCAAGGGUGGAAGACGUCGACCUCGAGUGGUUUGCCACCAGCACCGACAGCUACAUCCUCCGGGACCUUGAUGACACCUCGGUGGUGGAGGAUGGCAGGAAGAAACUCAACACAUUAGCACAUUACAAGAUCCCUGAAGGGGCAUCACUGGCUAUGAGUUUGUCGGACAAGAAGGACACCACGCUGAGCAGAGGAAAAUUCAGUGUGACACUUCCAGAGAGGAGCGCUCUGAACAUGUGUUUUAUAUCGGACCAGGUUCUCCCGACUGAUGAAUCAGUUGAACAUAAGAAGUCCCACAGACAGAGCCAUAGGAAGAAAGUCCUACCAGAGAUCUACCUGACCAGGCUGCUCUCCACAAAGGGCACGCUGCAGAAGUUCCUGGACGACUUGUUCAAAGCCAUUCUCAGUAUCCGAGAUGAUAAACCACCUGUGGCCGUGAAGUAUUUCUUUGACUUUCUAGAGGAGCAAGCAGAGAAAAGAGGGAUCACAGACCCUGACACUAUGCACAUCUGGAAGACCAACAGCCUACCUCUGAGGUUUUGGGUCAACAUCCUGAAGAACCCGCAGUUCGUCUUCGACAUUGACAAGACAGACCACAUUGACGCCUGUCUCUCUGUGAUAGCCCAGGCCUUCAUUGAUGCCUGCUCCCUGUCUGACCUGCAGCUGGGCAAGGACUCCCCGACCAAUAAACUACUGUACGCCAAGGAGAUCCCUGAGUAUAGGAAGAUAGUGCAGCGAUACUACAAGCAAAUCCAUGACAUGCCUCCACUCAGUGAGCAGGAAAUGAACGCCCACCUCGCAGAGGAGUCGCGG